CACAAACCCUCCGCACUGUCUCGCGUAAACACUCCCAGCCUGGGCGAACACACACACACACACACACACACACACACGCGCGUCCUUUUUAACUCUAUUAUCCCGCAGAUUGCGGGAGGCUCUUUCCGACCUGUGGGACAUAUAUUUGGAUCAGAAACCCGGUCCAGGUGUCCAGCGGCUCGGCUGUACAGCAGCAUGUCGGAGCGCGGAGGAGGGCUGCCGAGGAGCGGAGGCGCGCCGUGUCCGUCUCCGCAGCCCUCCAAGCCGGUGGCGAUCACCUCCAACCGCCCGGUGCACAUGAACCUGUACGCCACCUGGGAGGUGGACCGCUCGUCUCCGAGCUGCGUGCCCAGACUCUUUAAUUUGACACUGAAGAAGCUGGUGAUGCUGAAGGAGCUGGAUAAAGAUUUGACGUCUGUGGUCAUCGCUGUUAAACUCCAGGGGUCGAAGCGAAUCCUCCGCUCCAACGAGAUCUUAUUGUCUUCAGCAGGACUAACAGAAACAGACCUACAGCUCACAUUCUCUCUGCAGUAUCCUCACUUCCUGAAGCGUGAUGCCAACAAACUCCAGAUCAUGCUGCAGAGGAGGAAGCGCUACAAGAACCGCACCAUCCUGGGCUACAAGACGCUGGCGCUGGGUCUCAUCAACAUGGCCGAGGUGAUGCAGCACCCUACAGAAGGAGCUCAGGUUCUGGGUUUACACAGUCAGCUGAAGGAUGCGUCGGUUCCUGUGGCUGAGGUGCGAGUUUACUCUCUCUCCAGCCAACCGAUCGACCAUGAGGGUCCUAAAGCCAAGAUGAACGAUCGUUCACCAGACAUCGACAACUACUCAGAGGAGGAGGAAGAGAGUUAUUCAUCAGAGCAGGAGGGCAGCGAUGACCCAGUUCAUGGACAGUAUCUGUAUGAUGAUGAUGACGAGGUGAGAAAGAAGAAACCGCGACGUAAACUGGCAUCUGGGGCUGCCAUCACUAGACAACCCAACAUCAAGCAGAAGUUUGUGGCCCUGCUGAAGAGGUUUAAAGUUUCAGACGAGGUUGGUUUCGGGUUGGAGCACGUCUCACGAGAGCAGAUCCAGGAGGUGGAGGAGGACCUGGAUGAGCUCUACGACAGCCUGGAGAUGUACAACCCGAGUGACAGCGGUCCAGAGAUGGAGGAGACUGACAGCAUCCUGAGCACACCCAAACCUAAACUCAGGCCGUUCUUCGAGGGAAUGUCGCAGUCCAGCUCUCAGACGGAAAUUGGCAGCCUGAACAGCAAAGGAAGUUUGACCAGAGACCCCUUCAGCCCGCAGGGGGAGCAGCCUCCAUCCGACAAGAUGAAACACUCACGCAGCCGCAACUUGGACGAGACCACGACCGAGCCGGACGUUACUAAGGCAAAUGAUCAGGAGCUGUUCUCAGAGGUGGCACCGUCCAUUACUGUGUCUGUGGCUGAAAAACCACGUACACCACUGAAGACCAGCAAGACCGAGGGACAAACCAUGCCUUCUCCUAGGUUGGACGGGACACACACACCCCGGCAGAAACGCAGCACUCCGAUGAAAGAGAGGCAGCUCUCUAAACCACUGAGUGAACGAACCAACAGCUCAGACAGCGAGAGGUCACCUGAACUAGGACACAGUACACAGGUUCUCAGAAAAGCUGUGUAUGAUCAGUUGAAUCAGAUAUUGUUGUCUGAUGCGGCGUUACCUGAGAGCCUCAUCCUUGUUAAUGGCACCGAUUGGCAAGGCCAGUACGUAGUAGAGCAGUUGCAGGUUCAGAAGCAGCCGGUUGUGUGUACGUGUUCAUCAGCAGAGAUUCAGGCCGUUCUCUCAGCCUUGCUGACUCGCAUCCAGAAGUUCUGUAACUGUAACUCGUCCAUGCCGCGGCCGGUGAAGGUGGCAGUAGUCGGAGCUCAGAGUUAUCUGGGUGCCAUCCUGCAGUUCUUCGUCAGUCAGUUGGCUAAUAAGACGUCUGAUUGGCUGAACCACAUGCGCUUCCUGGUGGUUCCUCUGGGUUCCCACCCUGUUGCUAAGCACUUGGGUGCCCUUGACAACCGCUACAGUUCAGUUUUCCUGGAUGGAGCAUGGAGAGAGCUGUUCAGUCGCACAGAGCCUCCACAGUCAGACGUGUUGGACGUAGCAGGUUGUAUCGCUCAGUACAUCGGCGGAGCAUCUCUGACCCACCAGCUCCCCAUCGCUGAGGCAAUGCUGACCUGCAAACACAGGACGCGCGAGGAAGAUUCUUAUCAGAAGUUUAUCCCUUUUAUUGGCGUUGUUAAAGUGGGGCUGAUUGAGCCAGGACAGGCGUCUACAGGUGAUGGUGAAGAGGGUGUGUCUGUGAAUCUGGCUGUCCCCUCUACAUCUCCGCCCACUCACGGCUCUCCAGCCAGUCUUAAAGAGACUGCCACGCCCCCUUCCUCACCUUCUAUUGGUGCUGUAUUAGCUGUACAGGGGAGCCCCAGCAUGUCUCACGGCGUGGACGCUAUCGGUCUGCAGGUGGAUUACUGGCUGGCGUCUCUGGCUGAGAAGCGGCGUGAGGGCGAGAGGAGGGACACGGCCUGUAAGAACACGCUGAAGAGCGCCUUCAGGUCCCUGCAGGUCAGCCGUCUGCCUGGAGCCAGCGUCAGCGAACCCCACGCCCCCGUCAACACCAUGUCUAUGACCGUGGUCACCAAAGAGAAGAACAAGAAAGUGCCAACCAUUUUCCUGGGGAAGAAGCCUAAAGAGAAGGAGGUGGACUCUAAGAGUCAGGUGAUUGAAGGCAUCAGUCGCCUCAUCUGCUCAGCCAAGCAGCAGCAGACCAUCCUGAAAGUGUCCAUUGACGGUGUUGAAUGGAACGACGUGAAGUUCUUCCAGCUGGCGGCUCAGUGGCCGACGCACGUGAAGUACCUCCCAGUCGGACUGUUUGGUUACAGCAAACCGCCCUCCUAGGAACCGCCCUCUCAUCCUCUAAGCUCCGCCCCUUCACCCCCACUGCAGCAGUCACCUCAUUGCACACAGCUGUAGCAGGGCUGUAGGAGGGAACCUGCCUAAAUGUUCAUAUCCUUUCAGAAAGGAGGUGUGUGGGCUCGCGUGUGGGACGGACGUGUAGGACGGACGUGUGGGACGGACAUGUGGGACGGACGUGUGGGAGUGGCUCAGAAGGACUUUAUACAGCGCUAGUCACUUUUAUUUUUCAGAAAGGUUCUCAAGCACCAGUGUAGUGUGGGACGAGCACAAACAGGCAGACACCUUCAGUCUACCAGUAAUCAUAUCCUUGUUACAGAGCAUGAUGAAACCAGAGAGAUCAAAAAUAACACCCCCCCCCUCACAUGACCUUUGACCUAAUGAUCGGCCCCCGUGAUCAGAGAUUUUACCGAACCAGAAAACGGCGUUAACCUCUGAUCUGCAUGUUUUAAACUCCAACCCCCCACAAUCCGUUAGGAAAAUUAGUGUUAUUAUACAACUUAUGUACUUGUGCAUGUGUUGUGCUGCGCAAGCCGCGCAGCUGCAGUUAGCCACUCGAAGCUCCGCCUUUUUUCCACAUCAGUUCAGUAGAGGUUUAGGAUUAGCAGUGAAGUGGUUGAUGUGUUCAUGGACUCUGUGAGUUUUCACUUACUUUGUACAUACAGUAGGCUUUUGUGUCUUUGCUUUCAGUUAUUAUGGGUAAUUACAAAAAGUGGCCUUUUUAAAACAUGUAGCUCAACUGAGGGUUUUAUUAUUAUUAUUAUUUUUAUUUUUUUAUUUAUGAGCCAUUUCUCCAAAGACCACACUGGCCAAUCCGAAUGUAAACUGUCAUGUUAAGCUGACCGAAUGUAAAAGAGGUCACAGAAAGUCAAAAUGGUUGUUACGGCAAUAACCAGCACUUCAUUUACUUCGGCAAACGCUACAUUCUGAGGGGGAAACGGCGCUCACGUCACGGCAUGUCACAUCACAUCACAUCAGAUUUAAAGUUGAUGUCCAGCUCGUCUGAAACCAUCCGCCAGCCAGAGUCGCUCUCAUGAGCAUCCGCUGCAGAACGUGCCACUUUUUUAGCCGGGCUGGAUCCCCUAUGGUUGUUGAAAGCUAUGCACUUUCAUUACCGCUCUCGAGUAUCACACAUAUUUACUCGUGAUGCACAAAGUUGGAGGUUCACUGACCCCUUUAAUCAUUGCCAGUGAGCAUGCUGUCUCUGUCAGUGUAAAUGAUUUAUUAAAAAGGAUAUCUUCUCUCCCACACACACACACACACACACACACACACACACACACACACACCACUGUGAUUCUUUAUCAUGAACGUUCACAAUUUGUGGAGAAUUUACGGCGCAUUAUACAGGGCUAGAAGUGAACGAGUGAUCGACAGCACGACUUGAUGAUUAAAUGCUUCCUUUCGCUUUAAUUCUCUUCCGCAAAUCCUGAAGCCUGAUCUACAAUCUUUCAGGCAAAAUAUCUGACCAUGAGAGCGGAGAGCUGAUUCAAUACCGAGUCAAUACUCUACAUGUUAAUUCAUUUGUCGGGUACAAAUGCCAUCGUUUCAAUGGCAAUUGUUUGCCUUUCAAGCUGGGAAUAAAAAAGACAUCUUCUAAAAUCACUAUGAGGAGAAGUUGAAUGUUUAUAGAGUUGUAACUGUACUUAUCAUGCUAGCUCUAAUUAGUGUGUGUGGGCAGAGCUUUGUGUAAGUACAGUAGGUAGGAAUGAGGGCAGACUCAAAAAGAAAAAAAUUGAAAUCCCGCUCAGCUCUGUCUGUUUGAUCAUUAGAUAAAUACUUAUUAAUCUUAUUAUUACAUUAUAUUUCUAUGUAAUAAUAAACCAAAUCUGAGGAAAUUAAACCUAUUUUAAUUGAACCUUGUUAAGCAAUAACAAGGUAAUUGUUUCGUUUCUUUAGCUGAUCGUUUUUUCUUGUUUCUACGAUUGAAUGCUUUAAAAAAAAAAAGGAGCAACAAUAAUCAGCCAAUAGAACACAGAUCAUUUAAAGCUUAAGAAUAGUGAAAUGUGUCUAGAGAUAUGUUUAAUUAUCUUAGAUACGGUUUAUUGGAAUAACAUUAAGAUUCAAUACAAUUGUUGGAAAAUGAUCAGCUUUUCACCAAAUGAUCGCUUGCAUUUUCCUUCUAAGGAACAACGACCACUCGUUUACUUUUAGCUCCACCGGUUUUCUGUCCUGCCAUGAUCAAGAAUCAUACGGUGUAAUAACACGACUGCUUUCAGGGCAGAUUGAAAACUAACAUCCGUCAUUUUCAGUGUUACACAUAAAGAACUAAAGAAGCGCCUGCUGAGCUGCUACACGGUCGUCGUUACCUGCAGCUUCCUUUAAAAACAUGAUGGUCUACUUUGUCUAGGACGUGUGUGAGGUGUGCGUGUUGGUGUUAGCGAUCAAAGUUUUAGUGUGUGAAAUGUUCUGAGUGGUGUGUGUGUGUGUGUGUGUGUGUGUGUGUGUGUGUGUGUGUGCAGAUUUGUCGUGUAAAUUUUUAACCCGACUCCCGCAUCACGACACAGUUCACACGACACUCAUGGAUGAUGCUGGAGAAUUUAAAAUUCUCAUACUAUGAAACUCUGCAUUUAUGCUAGGCUAAGAAGCAUAAAAGACGACAUGAAAAUGGUGUACAGUUGCUUGAUAAAGGACUUUUCUGUCACUUCAGUCUGAUUCCGAGUCAAAUGUGUUGUAAAUGUAUUAUUAGAGAAGUGUGUUACAGUUCAUUCGGGUCAGUAAUUUCUAAAUGAAUGUUAAGCAAUAGUGUUUUCUAUCGUUUCUUUUUGUUUGGAAUAGUUCAUAAUUUACAAGUGCUUUAUAUUAAGGUUCCUGUAACUGACAUUAUUUAUAGCAUUACUUUAAACAGUAUUUUUUAACAGGGCUGAUUUAGCUCAGUGGUUAUUGGGUUAGUGAUCAGAAGGUUGAGAGUUCAAAUCCCAAGGUUGCUGUUUUUUUUUUUAUUUUAUUUUUAUUUCUUAUUUUUUAAAUAGAUGAAAUGUAAGUCGCUGUUUAUAGAGAUGUCAGCCAAAUGUCAUAGAAAUAAAUGUAAAUCAUCUUAUGCAUCUUGUAGUUUUAUUUUUAGAUUUCGAUUCAUUUAAAUCAAGUCAUUCACAGGGGUCCUCCAAAACUGAACCUAUUAAUAAACAGAUUUGAAAUCAACUAUAAUAAAUCCUAAAAAAAUGUUGGCAUAUUACCGUGGGAUAAGAGUCGUAAAGCACAUUGAGGUCGGCAGGAAAAAAGAAUCAGAUUUAGGUGGGAAAAUGAUAAGGAACAGUAAUUUAUUUAAAAUUUAAUUGUCAUUUUUUUUUAUAUUUAAAUACAAAUAAUUCAAGAUUGGAAACUCCUGCUUUAAAAACAUGGACUAGAGAGCUGAGAGACACUGGAGCUUCUGUUCUUAACAUAUAUAUUGAUUUUAAGCAGCUAAACUGUGAGGAGAACUUCAGAACUUCACCAGAUGUUACAAAAAAAUGCUCCAAAAUCAAAUCUCUGAUGGCACCUUUAAUGACAACUGAUGCAGUAAAUAAAGUUAGUUUACUGAACCUUAAUACUGAGUCAUCGAUGAUUCAUUACACAACACUAGUCACCAUCUUCCACUGAUAAUAUGGCAAGGAUCAUAUAGGAUAUAAAACCUACCCAACGAUUAUGAGGCAUAUCCAAAAAAUUAUCCAAAAUAGACCGCAAAAUAGACUUUGUCUGGAUGAUUCAGCAGUGGAUUUAAUGCUUUAUUGUCUGAUCAGAUCACUAAUAAUUCGGUCUUUCUAGCUGCUGUCAUCCCUUUAGGCUCAAUUUGGCUUGUAAUGAAACAGCCCAGGUGGUGAAGCAGAGUGUGUUUUGUAUUGAACGUGAUUGUACUUCACGCUGAUUGUUUCACAAAUCGUAUGCCGUGAUUUUUUGUGCAAAAAUCCUUUAAAGGUGAAGAUGUUUAAUAACAACUUUCCAGAUGCACACAUCCCUUUUUUUUAAAUGGAUAUAUAUGUGGAAUAUUUGAUGCUGUUAAGUGCAAAGGGAACACAGAGAAUGUGAAAUGCUGCUGCUUGCAAAAACAAAAAGUGUAAUCUGUUAUAUUUCUAUCAGUGUUUUUGAUGUAAUUGUCAAGUACGAUCACUUUUACUUGAUGUUGCCUGUCUGAAAAGCGCAGCAGCAUUUCAACACAUACAUUUCAUUCCGUUUCAUUUCCAGCAACUGCUCCACCAUGUGGAUAUCGUCUCUCGGUCGAAGUCUCGUGCUCUGAUAUUGUAUCGUGCUCUCUCUCUCUCUCUUGUUAUCCCUAUCUCUCUCUCGUUCUCUCUAUCUCUCUCACACUCUCUCCCUUGCUCUCCCUCGCUCUCUCUCUCUCUCUCUCUAUCUCUCUCUCUCUCUCUCUCUCUCUCUAUCUCUCUCCUUCGCUCUCUCUCUCUGUGUUGUUCAGUCUUUUAUGAUGCCUGACUCUAUCAAACCCUGAUCCAGUCAUCGUAUCUGUGUUUGUUGUUGACGUGAAAGCUUUGUUGUCUGUAUCACAUGAACAAUAGAUUUGCAAGCAGACUCACUGCAAACAAACCAUUUGAGGACUUAAUUGUGUUUUUUGUUCUUUCCACUUCAGCCCAAGAGCCUGAUAUUUUACUAAAGUGAUUAGCAGAAAAAGUGACCUAGAGCUGCGUAUCUCAGUCACUGAUCAUGAAAACUGCUUGUCUGCUUUAGUAAAUAAGGCCCUGGAUGUCUAAGCCUGAUGUUGAGAGUAUAUUGUUCUUGAACUCCACAAGCGUCGGAGUGUUUCUGGUCUUUGGCUCGCACUAAACCCUGUGGCACAGCGAGGCAGUAGAUUAGCACUUUGCAGUAGAAGCUGAGUUUGAGGAUAAAGAGUAUUUUUUUUGCACGUCUUAGUUUGUUUUAGCAAUCCUCAGCCACUUGCCUAUACAAUAUCAACAGUGCUUGUACAUAUAUUGAGACGUGCUUGUAAUAUGAACCGGAGUUCUUUUAUUGUUAUUUUUUUUAUUCAACAUGUUUUUGUAGUACUGCCUUUUCAUGAUUUCAGUUGUCGAUGGGGUAAUGUGUGGGAAAAAUUGAAAGUGUUCAUUUUUUUAAAUAAACACACCUUAUUUGUA
Messenger RNA from Tachysurus vachellii, 7988 nucleotides. Its product is annotated as phosphofurin acidic cluster sorting protein 1-like. NCBI's taxonomy places the organism in Eukaryota, Metazoa, Chordata, Actinopteri, Siluriformes, Bagridae. Gene Ontology annotation, biological process: protein localization to plasma membrane. The record is from RefSeq and is a predicted model, not a curated record. Bases 196 to 2910 code for a protein of 904 amino acids. Gene Ontology annotation, molecular function: transmembrane transporter binding. The transcript has 24 exons.